UGCAAUCAUCCACACAAUCAGCCAUCAACUACUCUGAAAACAGAAGAAAAUGACAAAAAGUGGAUAAGCAAGCACCGAACAAGGCGAGCAGACUACACUACCCUUCCGUGCUGCCGGCCGCCGGCCGGCGUGCUCGACCUCAGCCAUGGCGCCCUCCGCCGCCGCUCCCGAGAUCCAGGAGCUCAUCCACCACCCCUACGACGGCCGCGUCACCUCCUUCGUCGUCCUCUCCUGCGUCACCGCCUGCCUCGGCGGCAUCCUCUUCGGCUACGACAUCGGCGUCUCCGGCGGCGUCACGUCGAUGGACGCCUUCUUGGAGCGCUUCUUCCCGGAGGUGUACCGCCGGAUGCACGGCGGCGGCGAGCGCGUCAGCAACUACUGCCGCUUCGACAGCCAGCUGCUCACCGCCUUCACGUCGUCGCUCUACGUCUCCGGCCUCGCCACCACGUUCCUCGCCUCGCACGUCACCGCCAGGCGCGGCCGGCGCGCGUCCAUGCUCGUGGCGGGGGCGGCCAUCGCCGCCGGCGCCACGGUGGGCGCCUCCGCGGCGGGCCUCGCCACGGUGAUCCUCGGGCGCGUCCUGCUCGGCGUCGGCGUCGGGUUCGGCAACCAGGCCGUGCCGCUCUACCUGUCGGAGAUGGCGCCGCCGUCGCGGCGCGGCGCGUUCAGCAACGGGUUCCAGCUCUGCGUCAGCGUCGGGGCGUUCGUGGCGCAGCUGAUCAACUUCGGCGCGGAGAAGAUCGCCGGCGGGUGGGGGUGGCGGGUGUCGCUCGCCGUCGCGGCCGUCCCGGCCGCGUUCCUCGCCGUCGGCGCGGUCUUCCUCCCCGAGACGCCAAACAGCCUCGUCCAGCAAGGCGAGGACCACGGCAAGGUGAGAGCUCUCCUGAGCAAGAUACGAGGCAGCGACGGCGCCGGAGUCGACGACGAGCUUGACGAUAUCGUCGCCGCCGACAGGUGCAAGGUGACAGCGAGGCGCGGGCUGACGCUGAUGCUCACCCACCGCCGCUACCGGCCGCAGCUGGUCAUGGCGGUGAUGAUCCCCUUCUUCCAGCAGAUGACCGGGAUCAACGCCAUCGCGUUCUACGCGCCGGUGCUCCUCCGCACCGUCGGGAUGGGCGAGAGCGCGGCGCUGCUCGCGGUGGUCAUCAAGCAGGUGGUCGGCAUCGGCGCCACGCUGGCAUCCAUGCUCGCCGUCGACCGGUUCGGCCGCCGCACGCUGUUCCUCGCCGGCGGCGCCCAGAUGGUGAUCUCCCAGCUACUCAUCGGCGCCAUCAUGGCGGCGCAGCUCGGCGACGACGGCGAGCUGAGCCAGGCGAGCGCGCUGCUGCUGAUCGUCCUCGUCGCCGUCUACGUCGCCGGCUUCGCGUGGUCGUGGGGGCCACUGGGAUGGCUGGUGCCGAGCGAGAUCUUCCCGCUGGAGGUGAGGUCGGCGGGGCAGAGCAUCGCCGUGGCGGUGAACUUCCUGCUCACGACGGCGGUGGCGCAGUCGUUCUUGGCCAUGCUUUGCCACAUGAAGGCCGGCAUCUUCUUCUUCUUCGCGGCGUGGCUGGUCGCCAUGACCGCCUUCGUCUACCUCCUCUUGCCGGAGACCAAGGGUUUGCCCAUCGAGCAGGUCGGGAAGCUGUGGGCGCGCCAUUGGUUUUGGAGGAGGUUCGUCGUCACCGACUCCGGCGUCGACGGCGAGGAGGAAGGCGAAGCCAUUGACGCCGAUAAGCUCUGAACAGUUAACCGUGCAGAUCACUGACUGACUAUCUGAUUGUCUGACUGAUCCGGCCACGGUUGUUUCAGAACAGAACUGGCUAUAUCCAACAACAUGUGAAGACUAGCUAGCAGCACAUUUUUUAGCUGGAUUUAAGUAUGUAACAAUACAUAUUUGAUUACACAAACCAAUGCUUAAACAAGCAUUUAGUAGUAA
Oryza sativa Japonica Group (Japanese rice) is the source of this 1915-nucleotide messenger RNA. Its product is annotated as hexose carrier protein HEX6. The record is from RefSeq and is a predicted model, not a curated record. Gene Ontology annotation, cellular component: membrane. Gene Ontology annotation, biological process: monosaccharide transmembrane transport. NCBI's taxonomy places the organism in Eukaryota, Viridiplantae, Streptophyta, Magnoliopsida, Poales, Poaceae. Gene Ontology annotation, molecular function: monosaccharide transmembrane transporter activity.